AUGGCUGUAGGCUCGCUCUCCGAUGCGCCCAAGGACCUUCUCAAGGAGAUCAAGCAUCUUGAGGAGCUGUUUACCAUCGACACAGCCAAGCUUAAGGAGAUUACCCACCACUUUGUGGAUGAGCUUGCCAAGGGAUUGAGUGUCGAAGGUGGCAGCAUCCCCAUGAACCCAACAUGGGUCAUGUCAAGACCGACCGGCCAUGAGACUGGCAACUAUCUGGCCCUGGACAUGGGUGGCACCAACCUGCGCGUCUGCCAAGUCACUCUGACCGAGCAGAAAUCCGAAUUUGAUAUUAUCCAAUCGAAGUACCGCUUGCCGGAGGAGCUGAAGACGGGCGUUGCAGAGGAGCUCUGGGAGUACAUCGCCGACUGCCUGCAGCAGUUUAUCGAGACGCACCACGGCGAUGUGACCAAGAUGGACAAGUUCCCCCUUGGCUUUACAUUUUCCUACCCGGCCACCCAGAACUACAUUGACGAGGGCAUCCUGCAGCGGUGGACCAAAGGAUUCGACAUUGCCGGUGUCGAGGGCCGCAACGUGGUGCCCAUGUUUGAGGCUGCCCUUAAACAGCGGGGAGUUCCCAUCAAGCUUACAGCUCUCAUCAAUGACACGACGGGCACGCUCAUUGCCUCAGCAUACACUGACCCUAAGAUGAUGAUCGGUUGUAUCUUUGGCACGGGCUGCAAUGCCGCCUACAUCGAGGAUUGCGGGUCGAUUCCCAAGCUUGCCCACCUGAACCUGCCUCCCGAAACCCCGAUGGCCAUCAACUGCGAGUGGGGUGCCUUCGACAAUGAGGGCAAGGUCCUGCCGCGGACGCCGUAUGACAUCGCCAUUGACAAGGACUCGCCGCGUCCUGGCCAGCAGGCAUUUGAGAAGAUGAUUGCGGGCCUGUACCUGGGCGAGAUCUUCCGCCUCGUCAUGGUCGAUAUGCACCACAACCCUGAAGCACACAUCUUUGCCGGCCAGGACAUUUCCAAGCUCCGGAAGCCUUACUCUCUGGAUUCGUCGUUCCUGUCAGCCAUUGAGGAGGACACCCUUGAGGAUCUCUCUGAGACUCUUGACCUCUUCGAAACGAAGCUAAACAUCAGCCCCAACCGGGCCGAGCUGGGCCUCAUCCGCCGCACGGCCGAGCUCAUUGGCACCCGUGCCGCGCGUCUGUCGGCGUGCGGUGUGGCCGCCAUCAGCAUCAAGAAGGGAUACAAGUCGUGCCACGUGGGCGCCGACGGUUCCGUGUUCAACAAGUAUCCGCAUUUCAAGGCCCGCGGUGCCCAGGCACUCCGUGAGAUCCUGGACUGGCCCGAGAAGACGAACCCCAAGGAGGAGGACCCGAUCGAGAUUCUGGCUGCCGAGGACGGCAGCGGCGUGGGCGCCGCGCUGAUUGCUGCGCUGACUCUGCAGCGUGUCAAGGACGGCAACAUGCACGGCAUUCUGCACCCCGAAAACUUCAAGUAG
This is a messenger RNA of Parathielavia appendiculata, 1449 nucleotides long. RefSeq lists its product as uncharacterized. Bases 1 to 1449 code for a protein of 482 amino acids. The record is from RefSeq and is a predicted model, not a curated record. Gene Ontology annotation, molecular function: D-glucose binding; glucokinase activity; fructokinase activity. NCBI's taxonomy places the organism in Eukaryota, Fungi, Ascomycota, Sordariomycetes, Sordariales, Chaetomiaceae. Gene Ontology annotation, biological process: mannose metabolic process; glucose 6-phosphate metabolic process; glycolytic process. The transcript is spliced from 5 exons. Gene Ontology annotation, cellular component: mitochondrion; cytosol.